Metopolophium dirhodum (rose-grain aphid) is the source of this 2657-nucleotide messenger RNA. Its product is annotated as mRNA export factor GLE1-like. Lineage: Eukaryota; Metazoa; Arthropoda; Insecta; Hemiptera; Aphididae. Gene Ontology annotation, biological process: regulation of translational initiation; regulation of translational termination; poly(A)+ mRNA export from nucleus. Bases 262 to 2301 code for a protein of 679 amino acids. The transcript has 2 exons. The record is from RefSeq and is a predicted model, not a curated record. Gene Ontology annotation, molecular function: phospholipid binding; inositol hexakisphosphate binding; translation initiation factor binding. Gene Ontology annotation, cellular component: nuclear pore cytoplasmic filaments; cytoplasm; nuclear pore.
UCGUGAUCAGUACCAUGACAAAUUUAAUUUAACUUAAUUUAAUUUGUCAUGAUCAGUACCACGAUUUAAGAUAUACCUUAAAUAUAUAGUAUAUUUUAAUAAGUUUAUCUAUGACAAAUUUAAUUUGUCAUGAGUAUAUCUUAAAUCGUGGUUGCAAAGCGCGGAACGUUGAAACCGCAAAAGCUAUCACAGCUUCACAGCUUCCACAACAACACUAACAAGAUAAUUAUUGUGGUUAUUAAUAAAUACUUAAAAGUUGUAAUGCAGUGUAAUACAUCAUUUUCAAAUAUGCAUCAAGAGAAUUUUUCAACUCAAAAUCAAGUAUACGAAAACAAUUUUUCUCUUUUUGAUAAAAACUUGAAAAGAAUUAAUAAAAAUCUAGUAGCAGUUAAUGAAUAUUACUCCUCUCAAAAUGAUCAUUCACAUUCAGUUGAAAAUCAUUCUCAGGUCACAAGAAGCGAAAAAUUUAAUGAACCAAUUGAUGAAAAUAUUGAUGAAUCUUUACAUUUCUAUGAUGAAUUACACAAAAUUAAAAUGAAUGAAAUUGAAGUAAGUAGGAAAAUGUCUGUACGGGAUUCAUUGAACAAAAAAGUUGAUACUUGGGAACAGACGAAAAGAGAUUGUUCUAAAAUACUUACAAAUGUUAAUGAAGACUCAAAGGAUUCCGUUCGAAAGAGACUUAUAAUUGAUAGAACUUAUAAUAUUAAACUACUUGAUAACAAUAAUGAUCAAUUUCAAACUAGAUUACGUGAAGAACAAAAUACAUUCGAUAAAAAAAAACUAAGUAUGAAAUUUGUAUCAGCUCUAAACAGGGCAUUAAGUUCAUUAAGCGACAUAAAAAAAUUGUUAAGUGAAAGUCAUAUUACGACACCACAAUUACUUAGUAGUUAUAAACACAAUUAUAUGUUUCUUGAAACGGCUUUAAAUGAAUUAAAAAAUAAAUCUUCAAAUACUAAUGAGCAAGAUAUCUUGAUUAUUAAUCAUCAUCAACAAAAUAUUCAAACAUUUUAUGAACAGUUACUAAAAUUACAAGAUAAACAUGUUUCAUUUAAAAUUGAUGGUCAUAAAAGUGAAGAGAGUGAUAUACCAAAUGAAAAUAUACUUAAAAGCAAUGAAAAUAAUUAUCAAAAUCAGAUAAUAAAACAUAGUGAUCUUGAAACAAAAAAUAAAUGCGAGGAAACCAAAAUUGAAAUAAACAAUUUUACUUUUAAAAUAAAUGAAAAGCCUGUUGGUAAAUCUGAUGAAUUCUUCACUUUCAAGUUUAACUCGAAUAAAAAAGUUAACAAUAUUAAUAUCUCAAAUUUUUCUUUUAAAAUUAAUAAAGAUUCAAAACACGAAGAUAUUAAGAAUAAUUGUUUUUAUAAUUUUGAAGAUGAAUACAAACAAUUUUUAGAAAAUCAUCUAACUGUGCAGAAAUAUUUAAAAAAAAUUAAAAAUUGUUAUUCUUCUUUUCUUUGUAAUGAUAACCUAAAACCUUUGAGACAAGAAUUAGUCAAAGCAAUUAAUACACCAGUUAAUAGUAUAUCUUCUGUCUCGGCAUGGCAUAUGAAAGACAAAUUUGAGAAACUUGAUGCAUUACUGAAAUGUAAAACGGUGAAAACUGGUAAUUCUACUGUAACAGCAAAUAGUCAUCCAGAUGCAUUGAUAUUUUGUAAGGAUACAUUGGCAAAAAAAAUUAUAAAUAUUGGAGAGCAAGUGGCUAGUGUUAAAACCGAAACUGCUUUUGAAGUUGCAUCAAUUGUUACAGAACUUUGGAAAAUUCAUCCAGAUUUUGGUAUUUUACUAUACGCUAGAUUUAAACAAAAAUGUCCAUGUCUUAUCCCAUACAAUGCUGAAAAAACAAAUGAAGAAACUGAUGAGGAAUAUUAUAAAUCAUUAUGUUAUAAUUAUAAAAAUGGAGUUGUAGAAAAACAGGAUAAGUAUGUAAAAAGAAUGACUGGUAUUGUAAGAUUAUUUGCAGCAAUCAUAGUAACUGAAUCUAAGAGUGGUAAAGCAUUAGGUAUUGCACAAGCCUGGAUGCUGAUUGCAGCAACUGUACAUUUAGUUCCCCAAUUAGAUGUUACAGCCAUUUUGUUACAUGAAAUACUGAUAAUUACUGGUUAUAGUCUUAAACAAACUUACGGAAAACAAUUUAUGAAAAUGUUAGAAUACAUAAAUACCAACUAUAUUAAAAAGAUUGAUGAAGUUACACCUGUUGGUUGUGGAGGUCCAGUACAAAGAUUAAAAACAUUUAUCAACAAAGUUAUUCAAGUAGGUUAUAUUGAAAAACCUAAAGGUAUAAUAGCUCAUAAUUUUUGGUAAAUAACAAUUGAUCAUGUAACAUCUUUUAUUUUGUAAAAUCAUAUUUUUAAAUUUUGAUAAAUAUAAAAAUACAAUUAUUUGAUUCAAAUGUAUGUGAAAUCAUUAAUAAAUUAUUUUAAGUUUUGAAGUGUGCUGUUUUCAUAAAAUUAUAAAUCUUUAAAUAUGUUUCAUAAAAGGGUUCAUAUUAUGGCUAUAUACCUAUAGUAUAUUGUGGAAAGUUACGACUCAAUAGUAUCUAGCAAUAAGUAAUAUUUUUAGUUCCUAUAUGUAAGUAUAAAACUAGAAAAUUAUUGUACUGCAUAAUAUUUUGAUUAUGGAAACAUUUUGUAAAAUGUAAUAAAUGUAUACAUCUUGUA